Molecule: messenger RNA, 288 nt
Organism: Knipowitschia caucasica
Lineage: Eukaryota; Metazoa; Chordata; Actinopteri; Gobiiformes; Gobiidae
Source: the annotation of a GenBank genome assembly
AUGCUAUGUUUGCAGGCAGCCCCCCACCCCCCAAACCCCCUCCCGUCUGUGAAGAAACAUGUGACAUCACCGCCUGGCUGCCCCUCCCUUAACCAGCUCCUGCGAUCCCCUCCGCCUUCCAAUCGGAAACCAGUGAAAGCCCGUCACGUGCCCGUAUCCCCCCCUUUUUUUGGUCCCGGUUACCAUGACGACGAGCACUGGUCCAGGCAGCAUCUUGGCGUGCUGAGAGGCAGAGAAGAAGGGGAGGUGGAAAAGGGGAGGGCGAGUGGAGGCGGCGAGGACAGAUGA